UCACGAAAACUCUCAAAAUGAGAAUACCAUUACGGACGUUUAUAAUUGCAUUAAUAUUAAAUGCAUGUACUGAUGGGCUUCCUUAUAACCAAAUUCCAGAUUAUUUCACAUCGCAACAAUCAUCUUGGUACGAUAAUAAACAAGAUCAACAGCAAGAUAGUAGUUCUUCUAAUACUUCGCCACAAUUUUUACGAGAACAACAAUCUGGUGAAUUUGGUACUCAUUGGAAUCAAUUAAACCGACCACUUUAUAUCAGUCAAUCCGACUUAUAUUCUGGUUCGAUAUCUCAAAACACAGACAUGUCAGAUUUCAUUACAUAUUCUCAAUCAAAUUUAAAACAAGAAGAAAUAUCUGACGAGGGAUUAAUUGUAUCUUGUAACGGAGAUAAUAAACUCUGCGUGAAUAAAAAUCUUUGUAUAGGUGGAUACGUUACUUCUAUACAAAAAGAAUUCAUUCGCGAUAAAGAACAGAUUCAACAAUGCAAUCUGAAAUACGAAAUAUGUUGUAUCGUAAAAGAUUAUUACGAACAAUCAUCAUCUGAUGUUGAUGACUCAAGCGUUCCUUUAUUGGAACAAAGUGAUUAUUACGAUUCAAAUCCCAUAAUUAAUAGUCAAGUACAAAUUCGUCCAAAACAAGUAGAUCAACAAAACAUUUUAGUUGAUUUGAGUUCAUCUCAAAAUGUAAAAUCAACGAUAAACAGUGGUGUCGAACAGAUUGCAGUACAACAACAAAUUACUGAUUUUAAUGAAAGUACAGAUCUAAAUUCAAGUGUUACGAUAUCUCCACAAUUAUCAAUAAGUUCUGGAACUAGUUUAAAUCAAGUAUUUGCUAAAGGUAGUGAUAUAGGUUCACAGUCAUCAUCAAAUUUACCAAGUUCAAGAUUUCCUGAAUUCAAACCACCUGUACAAUUAGGAUGUGCUGCCGCUUUACUUUGUGUAGAAGAACAAUAUUGUACUAAGGAAGGAAUAAUUAGUACACAGCCUAUAACAUUUACAGAAAAAGAUGUUCUACAGCGUGUUCCAUUGAGUAGUUGUAAGAAUCUUGAGAGCGGAAUUAUUGGAAAAUGUUGUCGCGAUCCAAAUUACGUAGACCCGUGGCCAACGGGUAAUUUACCAGCUAAUUAUUCUGGUGGUUUUGAUGAACAAGGAUUUCCAACAUUUUUAAAUAUAGCGAAAGUACGAGCACCAAAAAAGCCAACUAUUGGCUUAAAAACGGCACCAAUUGUUAAGCCAUCGGUGAAACUACCAGCAUUUAACAAUGAACCAAUUUUUCCUAUUACAUCACCCGUCCCGACGCUACCUACACAACCAAACGAAAAUAAUUAUGAAGUUCCUGAUUCUUCUAUUCAAAUACCAAAACAAGUCACUGGACCAUUCUAUCCUCUACAAUAUCCAUUGAUACCGAACGAAACACCUUCUAUCAUACCAAGGCCAUUUACUAAGAAUAAUUAUAAUACUGCAUCUAGCAAACAAGACUCUGUAUUGAUUCCUCUUCAACGUAUACCCAACGAAUGUGGAGUACGAAAUGGUGUUCUACAUACAGAUGAAUUAGACAAGCCUGUAACAUCUUUUGGUGAAAUUCCAUGGCAAGCAAUGAUAUUAUCGAAUAAACAACGUAGUAUAUUAUGCUCUGGAGUUAUAUUAGCACCAGACAUUGUUGUAACAACAGCUUAUUGUGUUAAUGGAAUUACACCGGAAGAAAUUUCAGUAAAGUCUGGAGAAUGGAAAUUAGGAUACGAACUUGAACAUGAAGAACCACUUCCAUUCGAAAUAACUAACGUAUCAUCUAUUGCCAUUCAUCCAAAUUAUAUACUGGGAUCUUCUGUAAAUGAUAUGGCUGUUCUCUACUUAAAACAUGCUAUAGCAUACAAUAGACACGUGAAUCCAUUGUGUUUACCGAAUUUGAUUACAACUCAAUCAUUAAAUAAAUGCAUUGUAACGGGAUGGGGUCAAGCAGUAAUUAAAGUACACGCACUUGGUGCUGUUAUGAAUAGUCUUGACGUUGAUGUCUUAUCGCCUGAUGCAUGCAUGCAACAUGCAUCUGGACAACAAUAUAACAUAAAUAUAGAAUACGGAACUAUAUGCGCUAAAUCGCAUAAUACUAAUUACAAUAUGUGUCAAACUGAAAUUGGUGGACCAUUAGCUUGUCAAAGAGAAGACGGAAUUUACGAAUUUGCUGGACUUUACAGUCAGGAUAAUGGUUGUUCUCCCACGCAUCAAAUUGCAAUAUUUACACCUAUCGACAAUGAUUGGUUAAAAAAAAUAAUAUAUUAUAAAGAACAAAAUCUAUCUUUUCCAACAUUUAACACAAAAGAUAAUUCUUACGAUUAUAGAAAAAGUAAUCUUCCAUCUUCAAUAAAUCAAUACCUACCACCAAUCUAGUAAGAAACAAAAAAAUACUAAUAAUAUAAAGUAAACGUUUUGAGACAAUUGUUAUUAACUUAAGAUAUUUUUGAAAGAGUUUAUUCAAUAGAGUAGUAGUGUAUUCGAUUUGCCCGGUGUAGGGAAUGUAAAUAACAAUCCAAAAAAUUGUCCAUGGAAAUAUUGUAAAAUGUCCAAUUUUUAAAACGUCUAUGUACAUUUGUUUCCGAAAAAUAAAUUACCUCCUAAGAAUUCUUCGGCGUAAAUAUACAAUUUUUAUAAUGAUCCAA
This is a messenger RNA of Polistes canadensis, 2650 nucleotides long. RefSeq lists its product as uncharacterized. Gene Ontology annotation, biological process: proteolysis. The coding region runs from base 18 to 2381 and encodes 787 amino acids. The transcript is spliced from 11 exons. The record is from RefSeq and is a predicted model, not a curated record. Gene Ontology annotation, molecular function: serine-type endopeptidase activity. NCBI's taxonomy places the organism in Eukaryota, Metazoa, Arthropoda, Insecta, Hymenoptera, Vespidae.